This is a messenger RNA of Pungitius pungitius (ninespine stickleback), 2126 nucleotides long. It is a transcript of the gene serpine2, whose product is annotated as serpin peptidase inhibitor, clade E (nexin, plasminogen activator inhibitor type 1), member 2. Bases 260 to 1462 code for a protein of 400 amino acids. The record is from RefSeq and is a predicted model, not a curated record. Gene Ontology annotation, molecular function: serine-type endopeptidase inhibitor activity. NCBI's taxonomy places the organism in Eukaryota, Metazoa, Chordata, Actinopteri, Perciformes, Gasterosteidae. Gene Ontology annotation, biological process: negative regulation of plasminogen activation; negative regulation of endopeptidase activity. The transcript has 9 exons.
AGCCUUUGGCGCUAUCGCAGUCCGCUCGGUGGCUUCGUUAGAAGGCGGAGUUCGGGUCAAUAAAGUCCUCCGUGAAGCACCGGAGGAGUCAGUCGUCGUUCUCUCUUUCACCGGAUCUAAGGAGUCUCUUUUAUUUGUCAUUUCCCGGCACGCCGCAGCGCGAAUCCUCCCGUUUCACCGUGCGCAAAGCGGACCGACCCGGUUAACGGUCCACCUGCGGUGUUCCGACUCACGACCCCGGCAGGCCGCUGUGGAGUUGAUGAUGAUGAUGAUGAUGAAGCGCCUCUGGCUGCUGUGCCUCUGCGCGCUGGUGACCGCGUACGGCCACAAGGCGUCCCAGGCCCCCUCCUACGCCGAGCGGGGCUCCGACCUUGGCAUGCGGGUGUUCCAGCAGGUGGCUCGCUCCAAGCCUCUGGAGAACGUGGUGCUCUCCCCCCACGGCGUGGCCUCCGUCCUGGGGAUGUUGCUGCCGGGGGCCCACGGAGACACUCGGAAGCAACUCCUCAACGGCCUCCGCUACAAGAAGAACGGCCCGUACAGGAUGUUGAAGAAGCUGCACAAGACCCUGACGGCCAAGUCCAACCAGGACGUGGUGCUGAUCGCCAACGCCAUGUUCAGCCAGGACGGCUUCCCCAUGGAGGAGGCCUUCGUGUCCGCCAACAAAGCCAACUUCCAAUGCGAGAGCCGCAGCCUGGACUUCGGCGACCCCCGCCGGGCGGCGGAUGAGAUCAACCAGUGGGUCGGCAAUAAGACCAAAGGUCACAUCCCCAGCUUGAUCAAAGCGGACAUGCUGGAUCCGGCUCUGACCCGUCUGGUCGCCGUGGACGCCAUCUACUUCAAAGGCUUGUGGAAGUCUCGCUUCCAGCCAGAGGACACCAAGAUGAGGGCCUUCACCGGGGGCAACGGGGAAGUCCUCAAAGUCCCGAUGAUGUCCCAACUGUCCGUCUUCAGCAUCGGGAUCGCUGCCACGCCUCAAGGCCUGAAAUACAAGGUGAUCGAGCUGCCGUAUCACGGCAACGCCGUCAGCAUGUUGAUUGUUCUGCCCUUGGAGGAGGACACGCCCCUUUCCAGCGUGAUCCCGCACAUCAGCACGGCCGCUGUGCACAACUGGACCAAACUGAUGAACGCCAGAAAAGUCCGCCUCCUCAUCCCAAAGUUCACAGCUGAUGCCGAGGUGGAUUUGGAAGCCUCCCUCUCAGCGCUGGGGAUCACGGACAUGUUCAUCGAGGGCAAAGCCGACUUCAGACACCUCAGCGCCGAGCCUGUCCACGUAUCCAAGGCUCUGCAGAAAGCCAAAGUGGUGGUGGACGAGGAUGGAACCAAAGCGGCAGCGGCCACUACUGCCAUCCUGCUGGCUCGGUCCUCCCCCCCCUGGGUGACGGUGGACAGACCUUUCCUCUUCCUCAUUAGACACACGCAAACAGGUACCGUCCUCUUCAUGGGCCAGAUCAACCAGCCGUGAGCCCACCCCCCCACUGGUUUGUCACUGGCAGCGUCGUACGCCAGCGCGGGAAAUGCUUCAUGCACACGGACACAAACUUUGCUGUAGACUUCUGUACAGUGCGGACAUGUGUUAUUUGUUUUAAAUGUUGCUUUUUUUAUGUCCCCCGUGUUCUUUAACGCAGGACAAGCCUCGUGAAAAGUUUUUGCUGACUAAAGUUUUCAGCUGUUAACAUUUUUUAUAUACCAUUUUUGAAGUUUACUUUUUUAAAAUACUUUGUCAGUUGUGUAUUUUUUCUCGACUCUGCAGUAGUAGAAUCCGUUUAUUUAUCGUGCCACUGUCAUGUUCUUGCACUCCAGUUUCUGUUACCAUACUUGCUUAUUUGAUUAUAUAAAUUCAUAUUUAUAACAGUGGUUUUACCUUAUUUUUAAUGAAAAAGCUUCAGGACAAUUAAUCCAAACCUUUGUUAGCAUCUAUAUAGUGCAAGUAUUCCCUGAAAUAAUGUAUUGCAUGUUGAAGAGGCAUCUGAUUUACCAGUUUGAGAAUAUCCAAGUAUAGAUUUUUACUUCUAGAACUUUAAACACUUGGUAUAUGCAAUUAAAGUGUCACGUUUUUCCUUUUUUUUGAUUCUCUCAAAUCAUUUCUAAAACUUCUGUCAAUAAAGCCACGUGAUUUGAAUUGUGAA